Molecule: messenger RNA, 670 nt
Organism: Atta colombica
Lineage: Eukaryota; Metazoa; Arthropoda; Insecta; Hymenoptera; Formicidae
Product: cytochrome c oxidase assembly factor 6 homolog
Exons: 4
Coding region: 202-522 (106 amino acids)
Biological process (GO): respiratory chain complex IV assembly
Cellular component (GO): mitochondrion; respiratory chain complex IV
Source: RefSeq, a predicted model, not a curated record
UAGAUCAUUUAGUACGCCCUAGCGAGACGUAGAGUUCGACCGGUUUGAUGAAUGACAUGAUUUUUGCAAUUUGGAUUCACUAAUAGUACGACGAUAUUCUUUAUUUAAGUCGAACAGGACUGAGCUAAAUACUCUGUACAUGAGAUAGUACAAAAUAGUUGUUAAUAACUAUUUUCUACAUUAUUACGACUACAUUUCAGAAUGUCUUUUCCAAACAAAGAAGAUCGCAUAAAGUGCUGGGGUCGCAGGGACGAAUAUUGGCAAUGUCUUGAUGAAGGCAAAUCUCAAAUGGAAUGUAUAGAAUUUAGGAAACAAUAUGAAAAAUUCUGCCCAUCUCAAUGGGUGAAACAUUUUGAUCGUAAGCGAGAGUACUUGAAGUUCAAAGAGCAAAUAGAGACGGGGGGAACUUAUCUUGAUGGUGGGAUGCAAAGUUCUAAAAGAUCAGAUUUACCGAAGCAGGUCGAUAAGAAAAGCCAAGCAGUUCUCGAUUUUCAAAUGGCAGAUAAAAACUUACACAAUUGAAGAUAUUAUUUUAAUAUUACCCAUAUAUUUAAUAUUAUCCUAUAUUACGAAAUAGAAAUCUCGCAGAAAAAACAAACCAAACGAAAUAGUCAAAUUAUAAAUAAUAGUUUUUAUUGAAUACAAAAUACUGAACACUGAUGCAAAAAAA